UCACAUAACAGAGUGCUGACGUCAGAUGUCAACACCACGCAAACGUCUCCGUCGUGGCCAAUCAGCGUUGAGUCACACAUACUCUUGUAAAGAUGGCGACUGUGGUGCACAGAGGAGUGAAAAUUGGACGCUUUACCGUUAUUAAACAUCGCUGGUCCAGACACCGUAAGAAUUGACACGCCAGCGGGAGCCAAAGUUAAUCGACCCAUUUGUCAGCAGCAGCAAACGGAUUGGUGCUGCGCGCUGUCGCUGCGGGCCUGGUUGCUUUUGUUUUCGGUUAGACUGCCGUUACCUUGUAUAGCUCAUUAGCUUCAAGUUGGAAAGCGAAUGCUAACCCAGGGCUAGCUGUGUAGCUCCAUCGGCUGCUGGGGAGCUCUCUGUACGGCAUUCAUGGAUAUAGGCUGGCCAAUGUGAACGCUGGACUGCAUGUACCUAUUUAAAGUUUUUUUUUAUAUCUACGUUAACAGCGCAUAUGGCUCGCUUGGAUUGAAAACACUUUAAGAGGAAUAAGGGCCACCGACUAUCUGGCAUUGCGACACUGUUUGGAGUGUCGAGGCGGAGUGAGUUUGCAGUCAUGUAUUUCCUAACCGGCUGGCCCCGGAGGCUGCUUUGUCCGCUGAGGAGUGAAGAGGAGCCUUUCCACAUCCAGCCCAGCUCCCAGAGGUUUUACUUCGCCGUGCUGUCAGAGACGCAGCUCAGCGUCUGGUUUAGUCGGCCCAGUGUUUUGAUCGUCAGCUAUAUCGAGUCUGCGAAGGCGGCUGCCCAGUUUGGCUCCUACCAGAAGGCAGAAUGGAAACCAGACGACUCCAUGAUAGCUGUGGCGACGGCCAAAGGCUACAUCCUCUUGUUUGAUGUGCUGGGUGGACGGGACGACAAGUACCUCUAUGAGCCUGUCUAUCCAAAAGGAAGUCCUCGUGUGAAGGUUACCCCGGGCUACAAGGAGGAGCAAUGUGCCCCUGCUUUGUCUUUAGAGAUGAAGAAGCCCGUGGAUCUGGAGGCUCCCAUCACCAGUCUCCAGUCCCUCCAGGAGGACUUACUGGUGUGCACUGCAGACGGCUACCUCCACGUGCUGCACUGGGACGGGCUAGGCAGCAACGGACGCAAGGCCAUCUGCCUCACCACAAUCCCCUUCUCGCUAGACCUGCAGUCUGCUCGAGGUGGUCCCUCUCUGGACCUGGAGGGAGUGUAUAUCCGUUGUAUGCAGUAUUGUGUGACUCUGGACGGCUUCGCUGUGGUACUGAGUGACGGACGCCUGGGCUUCAUCACACCGCUCACCACCACCAUCACCGCAGAUCAGCUGCAGGGCGUCUGGGCAGCAGAUGUGAAUGAUGGUACCUGUGUGGCUGUCAACAACAAGUACAGACUGAUGGCCUUUGGCUGUGCCAGCGGCUCGGUACUGGUGUACAUGAUAGACACCCCGACAGGAUCCAUGCAGCUCUCCCACAAACUGGAGCUCACCCCGAAACACUACCCAGACAUCUAUAACAAGACGGGCCCAGUCAAGCUGAUCUGCUGGUCACCUGACUACAGCGUUGCCAUGGUUACAUGGGAGUGUGGCGGCCUAUCGCUGUGGAGUGUCUUUGGAGCUCAACUCAUAUGCACUCUGGGAGAGGACUUUGCGUAUCGUUCUGAUGGUACCAAGAAAGACCCCAUUAAAAUCAGCUCUAUGAGCUGGGGAGCGGAGGGCUACCACCUAUGGGUGGUCCUAUCAAACAGGAGAGGAGAAGGCAGGAGGAGCAGGAAAGAGGAGGAGGAGGAGAUGGUCACACCUCCUCACCCCUCCCCGCAGGCCGGCAUACUGCAAUUCCACUUUAUCAAGAGUGCCCUCACAGUCAACCCCUGCACGAGUAACCAGGAGCAGGUGUUGCUCCAUGGUGAAGACCGCCUCUACCUGACCUGUGGUGACCCCUCGCAGGUCAACAGCCCCUCUGACACACACCCGCACACACACUUGAACCCACACGACGGCAGCCCGCUGCCCCAUCCCCCCAAUCCCGACUCCUCUCUCUCUCAGGGACUCAGCACUUUAUUGGGACACAAGCACUGGCACGUGGUCCAGAUUCACAGCACAUACCUAGAGAGCAACUGGCCUAUACGGUUUGCAGCCAUAGACACCGCAGGCCAGUGCAUGGCUGUAGCAGGGAGGCGGGGCUUUGCACACUACUCCUUAUUCACAAGGAAAUGGAAGCUGUUUGGAAACAUCAGUCAGGAGCAGAACAUGACGGUGACCGGAGGUCUGGCUUGGUGGAAGGACUUUGUGGUGGUGGCCUGUUAUAAUUUUACAGACCAGCAAGAGCAGUUGAGGCUCUAUCAACGCUCCUCCAACCUGGACAACGCCUUUGCGUCCGUCACGAAGCUGCACUCAGACACUCUGUUGCUCAACGUCUUCAGAGAUAUGAUCAUCCUGUUCAGAGCUGACUGCUCCAUCUGCCUCUAUAGCAUAGAGCGGAGGAACGGCAGUCCACACCCGACAGCCAGUGUGGAGUUGUUGCAGGAGGUGUCAAUGUCUCGCUACAUCCCUCACCCUGCCCUCGUGGUCUCCGUCACACUCACCUCUGUGCGCACAGAGACGGGCAUCACAUUGAAAGCCCCGCAGCAGGCCUGCAUGGCAGAGAGCAUCAUGUUGAAUCUGGCUGGCCAGCUGAUCAUGCUGCAGAGGGAUCGGUCAGGACCGCAGGUGCGAGACAAGGACACGUCUGCCAACAACAAGAAGCUGCUACCAUUUUGUCCUCCAGUGGUGCUGGCCCAGUGUGUGGAGAACGUGUGGACAACCUGCCGCUCCAACAGGAAGAAGCGGCACCUGCUGGAGGCCCUGUGGUUGUCCUGCGGCGAGGCGGGCAUGAAAGUCUGGCUGCCGCUGUUUCCCCGAGACCAUCGCAAGCCCCACUCCUUCCUCUCCAGACGCAUCAUGCUGCCCUUCCACAUCAACAUCUACCCUCUGGCUGUGCUGUUCGAGGAUGCCCUGGUGCUGGGGGCUUCCAAUGAGACUGUGCUCUAUGAUGGUCUGCAGGGACCAUCUGAGCCACUGGAGGCGCUGUUCCCCUACUGCACUGUGGAGAGGACCUCCCAGAUCUACCUCCAUCACAUCCUGAGGCAGCUGCUGGUUCGCAACCUGGGUGAACAGGCUCUGAUGCUGGCUCAGUCAUGUGCCUCCCUCCCCUACUUCCCCCAUGUCAUGGAGCUGAUGGUGCACGUCGUGCUGGAAGAAGAGGCAACGUCGAGGGAGCCCAUCCCCGACCCUCUGCUGCCCACCGUGGCCAAGUUCAUCACCGAGUUCCCCCUCUUCCUCCAGACCAUCGUCCACUGUGCCAGGAAGACGGAGUACGCCCUGUGGAACUACCUGUUUGCCGCCGUGGGAAACCCCAAAGAUCUUUUUGAGGAAUGUCUCAUGGCUCAAGACCUGGACACAGCAGCCUCCUAUCUGAUCAUACUGCAGAACAUGGAGGUUCCCGCAGUGAGCAGACAACACGCCACUCUACUCUUCAACACGGCGCUCGAGCAGGGCAAGUGGGACCUCUGCCGGCACAUGAUCCGAUUCCUCAAAGCCAUCGGCUCCGGGGAGAUGGAUACUCCGCCCCCAACACCCACCACUCAGGAACCCAGCAGCUCUACUGGCGGUUUUGAGUUCUUCAGAAACCGAAGCAUCAGUUUGUCGCAGUCAGCUGACGCCAUCGCUACGGGCAAGUUCAACCUUCAGAAGACCUUCAGUAUGCCCGCUGGACCCUCUGCUAAAGGUCGGGAUGCGGAGUGUGCGGAGAACAUGUAUAUUGACUUGAUGCUCUGGCGCCACGCCCGCCACCUCCUGGAGCAGGUACGCCUUCGUGACCUGGGUUGCUUCUCUGCACAGCUGGGCUUCGAACUCAUCGGCUGGUUGUGUCGCGAACGGAACCGCGUGGCCCGCGUUGAGGAUUUUGUUUCGGCGCUGAAGCGACUCCAUAAGGAUUUCCUCUGGCCCUUCCCUGUUACCCCUGUGGGAAGCAUCAGCUCGCCUCUGAAGAACGGACGGUGUCGCGCAGUGCUGAGCACGCGGCUGUUGAACUCGCAGUCGGCUGACAGUCUGUUGAACAGCGACAUGGACACAGCGCCCCCUCAGGCAGCGUCCGCCAACCACAGCUGGCUGGACAGGCUCGAGGAGAGAGCCAAAGACAUGGACACGGCCUCGUCUGCGCACUCCGACCAACACUCGCCACAGACGCACGACGCCUUCCUGUCCCUGCUCACCAACAAAGUGGAAGAGUACAGCGUCGGCUCGGCCACAGACUUGACAGAGACCAGCUCGGUGGUGGACGGUGAUUGGACGAUGGUGGAUGAGAACUCCUCCACUCUGAGCCUGAGCCAGGCCGAGUUGGAGCACAUUUCCAUGGAGCUGGCCAACAAAGGCCCGCACAAGUCACAGGUGCAGCUCAGGUAUCUCCUUCAUGUGUUCAUGGAGGCGGGCUGUCUGGAGUGGUGUGUAGUGAUUGGUUUGAUCCUGCGGGACGCCAACGUCAUAAAGCAGGUGAUCGGCUUCCUGGACAGCCCAGAGGUUCCCCAAGAAACUGUGCAGAGUGUCCAAAACGGCUUGUUGGCUGUCGACACAUGGGUGUCCACUGACUGCCUGGGAUACAAACCAUUUCUUAACCUGAUCCAGCCGCAGCUCCAGGAGCUGAUGGAUUCAGCAGCCGAGCAGGUGCAGCCAGAGGCCUUCCAGCCCACCUGCCAGAGCUCCAAGCUCAGCGGCUCAGACGGGCCGGGAGGUGCUGCGGUGCCACGGGCGGAGGACAGCAGAGGAGUAGCGGCUCCGCUGGGACUGACCCUGCCCUCUCUCGAACCUGCGGGAGGUUUUCCCCGCCCUCCCUCUGAGGACUGUCCCCCUGAACAGACAGAGGAGCAGGGAGACGAGGAGGGAGCCUACGACUGCACCUUGUCCUGAAGCCAGGAGCCUCCUCUGGACUCAAACCUGUGAACUUGAGAGAAAGAGGAGGGAGCAGCAGUGGCUGACUGGAAAUAUACUUUAUUUUUGUGUGCGUGUCUGUGAGCGAGCGAGCGCGUGUGUGUGUGAGUGAGUGAGUGCACAGGAAGUACCUCUCCUGCAGGUUCUUACUUUAGUCAGUAUUAUCCACUCUUCAGAUUUGCCCUUUGUGUCGAACCCCUGUGGUACCAACAGAGUGACGGACACACACACAAUCCCAGACGGCAGGGUUCAGUUUGAUGGUUCUCCUCUAACAGGCCUCAUUUUUACCAAAAGGUCACCUGUGUCAGUGUGUUCAUGCAUCAGGUGGUGGUGUUUGGAAGCUGUAGACCAGCACAAGAAAAGCACCAGGCUUUUUUCUUUUCUUUUCUAAUUGUUAUUCCAAGGCAGAUGUUUGUUUUUUUUGUGCGUUCACUUUUUUUUUUGUGUGUGGAACUCAUUCAAGUGCAACUGCAGACUUUGAACUGUUUUCUUUCUUUAUGCUCGCUGUCCAGACAAAAAGCUUCAUUGUUUCUUUUUGGUUUAAUGCAGAAAGUGCAAUAAUCAGUUCAAAGACAAACAAAAUAACCCCCCCCCCCCCGAGUGUAUUUGCAUCAGCAAAAUGUAGAACAAAGCUCUAGUCAUGAAACAUUUAGAAGAUGCACUGAAGUGUGUCUGAGCCGGCAGUACAGUGUGCACAAGAGGUGUUUCAUACUUUCAUACCUCAUAUGAUUUCAAAACAAAUAUUUUGUGAUACCUUUUUCAAUAAUGUAACCGUGUACAAGAUGACAUUAUUUUUCUAUAAAUUACCCCCGUGUCCCUUUUUGAUUCCUCCUGUAAAAAAAACAAAACUGCUAUGAAUUCUAUGUAAUUCUUGAGAAGUUACAACCUUAAGAUUUCUGAGAAGAAUCCACCGUUUGCGAGUGCAGAAUAGUUUCUUACCACUGAUCAGUAAAUCUGUUUAAUGUUUAGUUUUUUUCCUUUGCUGAAGUUCAGGCCCGAAAGUGUCUGAUCUUCUUCAUGUGUUCCAGAUUUUAGACAACAAGCAGAUCAGUGUUUCACAACUUGAGCAGAUUUAAGGCCGCGGUGCAGCUAAGGCGCUAUAAAAACCAAAUCAUGUGACGCUUUAUCCAGCUUUUUAAAACACACAAUCGGGUUUCAGUCUCCUAUCCGGGAGAUUCAAAAUGUGUUUCCUAUCAUCAUCAUCAUCAUCAGCAGCGAGGCAGAUUGUUAAUAUUGUGUUAUUAAAGCCAUCCUACUCUGUAGAUUUCGUACUUAUCCCUCGUUUGCAUCAUUUUUCAGCAGUGUUAACACGUCGGUAUCAAGCGAGGAUGAGAUUGAUUUGGUCAUUGCAUUGGCAUAAUGAAAGACUUGUGUAUUUUGACCCUCGUCAUCUGAUAAGGACUUAUAUUUCGUCCAGUACAUUAUGCAUAUCACAUCCCUGAACCUCUUGACAUUAAUAACUGAUUUGUGUGGAUUUCUGAUUUGCGUGCACCACAUGCGUACUGUGGACGUGUUGGCAUGCUUGGUGACUUUCAUCACAUGCAAAUUGAUUUUAUCAUAUUAGACCCUAUUAUUAGUGUUAUUAAUUGGCAUUAUAGCUGAUUGGUAAUUACUGAAUUGAUGCUCGGUUGGGUUUUUAUUACUGAUGACAAACUUCUCCCCCUUUUAGUCGUGUAUUGGCUCUCCACCGCAAGCACGAAAAGGUUCAUCACAGUCAGUAUUAUAUUGUGCAAUGUAUUGAAAUGUUACUCAGCUUUAUUUUUUAUGUUCAAUACUUCUUUUUCCCCCAGCUGUUUGCUUUUACUGAUCAUGAUAGACCAAAUCAUAUUUUAUAGAUGCAUUUCUUUCUCUCUCUCUCUCUCUCUCUCGUCGGCGUGUACAAGAUGAGCCGGGCGUGGAAUCUGUUUCGAUUCUUUUUAACGGUUUCCGUUUUAUGAAUUUCGUGUAUCCUUGGAACACUCACUAUCACGAAAGGGCAGAAUGAUGUACUGCUGUUUGCACCCUCGUUCCACUCUGAACAAGCCUACAGUCACACUACGCUGCUCCGCUGUAAGCUUUACUUGAAAACGGUAACAUGACGAACCAAAGACUUAACGUCCAGAGGCCUUCUGUUUUAACCGGUUGCUUCGAUCAUUAUGCAGAGGGGGAAGACGAAACAAACCCCCCCUCACCCCAUCUCUCAUCAGAAACGUAACCACAGUUCAAAAGUUUUGCCUGAUUCCUGAAUAGUUUUGAUUUCUGGGGCGGCAGCAGCAAACCUCCUCAAUGCAGUGUAAAGAUACUUUCUUGUACAUUUGCCUUUUCUACUCAUGUUUGGUUUUCUACAUUUUUUUUUUUCCCCCCCUUGUACAUUAAAGACCAAUAAAUUAUUUUUAAAAAUG
Molecule: messenger RNA, 7314 nt
Organism: Cottoperca gobio
Lineage: Eukaryota; Metazoa; Chordata; Actinopteri; Perciformes; Bovichtidae
Gene: ric1
Product: RIC1 homolog, RAB6A GEF complex partner 1
Biological process (GO): intracellular protein transport; retrograde transport, endosome to Golgi
Cellular component (GO): Ric1-Rgp1 guanyl-nucleotide exchange factor complex; cytosol; Golgi membrane
Molecular function (GO): protein binding
Source: RefSeq, a predicted model, not a curated record